CAAUCACCAUGCCAUUACAGCCUGCAGAGGAAGCUGUUUAUGGGACUGCAGCGCUAAUUAGGCUCAUGAACUAACAAAUCUGCCUGCACCAACCCGGCCGAGGAGAAAGAAAGAAAGCAAGAGGGGAAAAAAGCGCAGCGCAUCCAUGGAUUAGUCUGGGAGUAGCUGAGCGCUUUUUAUUUUUUCCCCUGCAAAAGCUUCCCAACUUAUUUCCCAGCGAAGAAAACUUUCCCCCCCUUUUUUUUUCCUUUUGGGUGUGGAGGAUUAUUUUUAAGCGGCGGCGCCUUCGACAACUUCGACCUAAACUGGGGAAUCUGGACUAUCAGACCAUGUUUCAACCCGCACCCAAGAGGUGUUUUACGAUAGAGUCGCUAGUGGCGAAGGAUAACCCCGUACCGGUGUCCCGCUCCGAGGAGCCUAUCAGGCCGGCGGCUCUCAGCUAUGCAAACUCCGGCCAGAUGAACCCGUUCCUGAACGGCUUCCACUCCGGCGGCAGGGGCGUCUACUCGAACCCGGACUUGGUGUUUGCAGAGGCGGUCUCUCACCCGCCGAACUCCGCCGUCUCGGUGCACCCGGUGGCCCCGCCGCACGCGCUGGCCGCUCACCCGCUCUCCUCCUCCCACAGUCCGCACCCGCUGUUCGCCAGCCAGCAAAGGGACCCGUCCACCUUCUACCCCUGGUUAUUACACAGAUAUAGGUACCUGGGCCACAGGUUUCAGGGCAACGAAACGAGUCCAGAGAGCUUCCUUUUGCACAACGCGCUGGCCAGAAAGCCCAAAAGAAUCCGGACAGCGUUCUCGCCCUCGCAGCUCCUGCGGCUCGAACACGCGUUCGAGAAAAACCAUUAUGUGGUGGGAGCGGAGAGGAAGCAGCUCGCCCACAGCCUUAGCCUCACAGAAACUCAGGUAAAAGUGUGGUUCCAGAACCGGAGGACGAAGUUCAAGCGGCAGAAGUUGGAGGAGGAAGGCUCGGAGUCGCAGCAGAAGAAGAAGGGCUCGCAUCACAUAAACCGCUGGAGACUGGCGACCAAACAGGCGAGCCCGGAGGAAAUUGAUGUCACUUCGGACGAUUAACGACAAAACAAGUGAUCCAAAAAACGGGACUGGCUUUCUCAGAGUUUUCUGAAUGAAGGAGGAUACGGAUACCGUACGCGGGGCAGAGACUGUGGGGGGGUCAGAUGGAGAGAGAGAGAGAAACCGAGGCUGAGGCUGGUCCUGCUGCACGGAGCGGCUCUGUCGGCCCAAACGGGCCGAGAAAAAGCGUCUCAGUCCGUCUACCUGAACCCGUCCCCGCUCCACCACUACAAACCUCCACCUAUUGGUCAUUUUUUCUCCAAUUCUUAUUGGACGUUUGCACGUCAGAAGAUUUUUUUUUCCACACUCAAGAAACCAAAACACCAAACUGCUUUUUUUUUUUAAACUUGAAAUGCAUGGUUUAAUAUUCCCCCCCUCGUAGAACUUUUAAUUUGGCUAAAGACGGGAAAAAAAAGGAAAUUUAAAUUUCUUUUUUUUUGUUUUUAACUCUAUUUUCCAACAGAGAUGUCGUGCUUCUUCCUUUCUACCAAGUGUGCAGUCUUUCCUUAAUGAUUCUCGUGUAAAAGUGAUUGUGAAAACAUAUCAAGUAGCGGUGUUUUGAUUUUUAUUUCAAACAGAAGAAAACAAAAAAAUCGUUUUUUUUUAUUUGAUGAUUUGAAAUUUUUACCUUAUUUUCUAAAAAAAAAAAAAAAAAAGCUGAAUCGGAGCGCAGCAGUGAGAGAGGGAAAGAUAUCAGGAGGUUCCUUCAACCCAAAGCUUUACCAAUAACCGCGUCGCUCUGCAGCCUCCUGUCAGGACUCGGUGAAGGACUAAAACACAAAAAGAAAAACUGAAAAAAAAAAAACAGAGAAAGAGGGAAAAAACAAACUCACUUCAGGCACUGAACGUAUUCCAUGUACAGAAAUGCUAAAAAAAAAGAAAGUUCCUGUUUCUGUUCAACCCCCCCUUUUACAGAAUGUAAAUAAUUUUUGUGUUUGUGUUAAGUUUGCUACAAUUUUAACACAAAGUAUACUUCCAAGAAGUAUGUAAUUGUCAAUAUUUUGUCAAUAAAGUUUUAUCAGUAUGUUGCGCGCA
Fundulus heteroclitus (mummichog) is the source of this 2108-nucleotide messenger RNA. It is a transcript of the gene emx2, whose product is annotated as empty spiracles homeobox 2. Lineage: Eukaryota; Metazoa; Chordata; Actinopteri; Cyprinodontiformes; Fundulidae. Gene Ontology annotation, molecular function: DNA-binding transcription factor activity, RNA polymerase II-specific; DNA binding. Gene Ontology annotation, biological process: neuron differentiation; central nervous system development; brain development. The record is from RefSeq and is a predicted model, not a curated record. The coding region runs from base 330 to 1073 and encodes 247 amino acids. The transcript is spliced from 3 exons.